AUGGGGACAAUGCUCCUGCUUCUUGGACUUCUGGCAGUCUUCGUAAAUCCAUUGCAGGGAGAUGAGUCCUUCCAAUAUGUGAACAAUGGCUACAAUGGAGAGACUGUCUACCAUACUGUUAACAUCAACGAGCAAGUCAAGGUCGCUGUGUUCAAUGUCUAUUCUGGACGAGAAACAUCCAACGCCGUCUUUGAUUACAGCCAGAACAUAGUGGCUUACCACAUGCCUUACAGAGGUGUCUGUGUACUCGCACACAUGGAUAUUAACACUUUCCCUGGACUGGGCCUCUUGGAGGAGCUGAUUCAUACAAAGAGGGAGAAGAAGAAGGAGCUGGAGGAUCUUAAAAAACAUUACUUUGUCACUAACCAGCAAGUAAAUGACCUUGCCCAGUAUGGAAGUGCUGUUCAAGGACUGUGCUGGGGAAUACCAACCUACUGGGCUCGUGAGUACGCUGCUCCACCCCAAAGGCAAGGUGAGGGAGCUCAAGGAUGUGCUGGAAUCCAUUUCCUUUUCAUCCAUGUUGGGCUAUGUGCAGGAUUCCACCUCUUCUAACCUUUUCAGCAUCUGCCAUCAUUCUGCUGCCGUUCACACUCAAUACCUCUCAGCAAUGCAGUGAUGACUUUCCACUUCCCGCAUUUGAUGAGCCACUUGAAACCCA
Nanorana parkeri is the source of this 658-nucleotide messenger RNA. Its product is annotated as gastrokine-1-like. The transcript is spliced from 6 exons. Bases 1 to 552 code for a protein of 183 amino acids. The record is from RefSeq and is a predicted model, not a curated record. NCBI's taxonomy places the organism in Eukaryota, Metazoa, Chordata, Amphibia, Anura, Dicroglossidae. Gene Ontology annotation, biological process: regulation of cell population proliferation.